AUGGCCACCGCGCGCGUCGGCGCGUGCCUGCUGGUGGCGGUGAUGUGCCUCUCGUGCGGCGCGGCGGCCGCGGCGAGGUCGCCCGAGGCCAGGAUGCACCGCCACCUCAAGCGCCUCAACAAGCCCGCCGUCAAGAGCAUCGAGAGCCCUGAUGGGGACAUCAUAGACUGCGUGCACAUCUCGCACCAGCCGGCCUUUGACCACCCUUUCCUCAAGAACCACACUAUCCAGAUGAGGCCGAGCUAUCACCCGGAGGGUCUGUACGACGAAUCCAAGACCUCCUCUGCCGAUGGCGAGAAGCCUAUGGUUCAGUUGUGGCACCAGAAUGGCAGGUGCUCUCCCGGCACCGUCCCGGUCCGGAGAACCAAGAAGGAUGACCUGCUCCGGGCAAGCUCGUUCCGGCGGUAUGGAAGGAAGAAGCACACCGUGGCGAACCCGAUGUCCGUCGACCCCGCCAUGCUCAACGAGGGCGGCCAUCAACACGCGAUAUCGUACGUUCAAGGCGAGAAGUACUACGGCGCGAAGGCGACGAUCAAUGUCUGGGAUCCCAAGAUCGAGCAGCCGAACGAGUUCAGCCUGUCCCAGCUGUGGAUCUUGGGGGGCUCCUUCGGGGAGGACCUCAACAGCAUCGAAGCUGGCUGGCAGGUUAGCCCUGACCUCUAUGGGGACAACAACACAAGGCUGUUCACCUACUGGACCAGUGAUGCGUACCAGGCCACAGGUUGCUACAACAUACUGUGUUCAGGGUUCGUUCAGAUCAACAGUGAGGUGGCCAUGGGAGCCAGCAUCUUCCCCCUCUCAGGCUACUCCGGCUCACAGUAUGACAUCAGCAUACUGAUCUGGAAGGAUCCGAAAGAGGGACACUGGUGGAUGCAGUUCGGCAAGGAGUACGUGUUGGGGUACUGGCCGUCGUUCCUCUUCUCGUACCUAGCGGACAGCGCGUCGAUGAUCGAGUGGGGCGGAGAGGUGGUGAACUCGCAACCCGAUGGCGUGCACACGUCGACGCAGAUGGGCAGCGGGCACUUCCCGGAGGAGGGGUUCAGCAAGGCGAGCUACUUCAAGAACAUCCAGGUGGUGGACAGCACAAACAACCUCAAGGCUCCCCGGGGCCUGGGCACGUUCACGGAGCAGUCCAACUGCUACGACGUGCAGAACGGCAACAAUGGCGACUGGGGCUCCUACUUCUACUACGGAGGCCCCGGCAGGAGCUCCAACUGCCAGUAGUGACCGAAACCAUCCUGACUGAUGAGUGAGUGAGCAAGCAUGCGCCGAUCCAUGUCGAGUGUAACACACCAUCAGAAUGCAUCAUAAGUUUUCUUAGGUCUAGGUAGUGUGUCUGAUGUGAAUGGGUCCCGGUGUCGCCUUUCUGAUUUUUUUUUCUCUCAAUCUUUCUGUGUCAUGUCAAGCCUUCUGAAGAGAAGCAUGGCAUGUGGUGUGGUGGUGGUGCACCUGUGAUGAUGGCCUACCAGUACCACACCUCCUUUUCAUAUAAUGGUAGAUUCAGCUGUCUUUCUGGGUAUUGUUGGAGGUUCUCUCUUGGGCUCAACCAAAGAGGGUCAUGGGUGCAAAUGCUUUGUUUCUGUUGUCACA
Lolium rigidum is the source of this 1590-nucleotide messenger RNA. RefSeq lists its product as uncharacterized. The coding region runs from base 1 to 1224 and encodes 407 amino acids. The record is from RefSeq and is a predicted model, not a curated record. Lineage: Eukaryota; Viridiplantae; Streptophyta; Magnoliopsida; Poales; Poaceae. The transcript has 7 exons.